AGAUUUAAAUACAGUAGAGCGAGAAUGCGAUUUGGCUGCUUUUUUAUGGCUUCAAUUAUUGUCUAAUUUUAUGUGAGGGGUUCCUCUGGCCGCAGUCGCAUGCGGGACCCGCGCCUUCCUGAUGGCGUGAUUAAUUGUGAUAUAAAAUAGUCCGCUUAAGAAGUGUGUAUGUUGGGAGGGGGCAGGGGAGAGAACAGAGGCAAGGCCAGAUUUGAUCUUUUAAUCUUCGUUGGCCACAAUUAAAACAAACCCGAUCGUGGAGCGGCGUGAUCCCUUUGCAUAAAAACAUAUGGCUUUUGCUAUAAAAAUUAUGACUGCAAAACACCGAGCCAUUAAUAGCGUGCGGAGUGAUUUACGCGUUAUUGUUCUGCCGGGUGGACACGUGACGCGCGCGGCCAAUGGGGGCGCGGGCGCCGGCAACUUAUUAGGUGACUGUACUUCCCCCCUGGUGCCACCAAGUUGUUACAUGAAAUCUGCAGUUUCAUAAUUUCCGCGGGUCGGGCCGGGCCGACCAGGCGCGGGACACGGCAAUGGCCACCACCGGGGCUCUGGGCAACUACUAUGUGGACUCGUUCCUGUUGGGCACUGACGCGGCCGACGAGCUGAGUGCUGGCCGCUACGCGCCAGGGGCCCUGGGCCAGCCCCCACGGCAGGCGGCGGCACUGGCCGAGCACCCAGACUUCAGCCCGUGCAGCUUCCAGUCCAAGGCGGCGGUUUUCGGCGCCUCGUGGAACCCGGUGCACGCGGCGGGCGCCAACGCCGUGCCUGCUGCAGUGUAUCACCACCACCAUCACCACCACCCCUACGUGCACACCCAGGCGCCCGUGGCAGCGGCGGCGCCGGACGGCAGGUACAUGCGCUCCUGGCUGGAGCCCACGCCCGGUGCGCUCUCCUUCGCGGGCUUGCCCUCCAGUCGGCCUUAUGGCAUUAAACCUGAACCGCUGUCGGCCAGAAGGGGUGACUGUCCCACGCUUGACACUCACACUUUGUCCCUGACUGACUAUACUUGUGGUUCUCCUCCAGUUGAUAGAGAAAAACAAUCCAGCGAAGGCGCCUUCUCGGAAAACAAUGCUGAGAAUGAGAGCGGCGGAGACAAGCCCCCCAUCGAUCCCAAUAACCCGGCUGCCAACUGGCUUCACGCACGCUCCACGCGGAAGAAGCGCUGCCCUUAUACCAAACACCAGACGCUGGAACUGGAGAAAGAGUUUCUGUUCAACAUGUACCUCACCAGGGACCGCAGGUACGAGGUGGCCCGACUGCUGAACCUCACCGAGAGGCAGGUCAAGAUCUGGUUCCAGAACCGCAGAAUGAAAAUGAAGAAAAUCAACAAGGACAGAGCAAAAGACGAAUGAUGCCAUUUGGGUUAUUUAGAAAAGAGAUGAGCUAGAGAAAAAGAGACAGGACUGCUUGUCCCCUUGUCCCUGUUCUCCCCCAACCCCAGCCUCCACCACCCUGCACAAAGCGGCUCUAAAACCCCAGGCCUCAUUUCCCCCCUGGCAAACCCUGCUCAGGCUGGCUCCUAGGCCUGCAGCUUUGAUGGAGGAGGUAUUGUAAGCUUUCCAUUUUCUAUAAGACAAAGGGGGGGGGUGUGCAUUAGCGCUGAUGGCUGUGUGUGCUAGCUUGUAUAUAUUUAAAAAAUCUACCUGUUCCUGACUUAAAACAAAAGGAAAAACUACCUUUUUAUAAUGCACAACUGUUGACGGCGGGCUGUAUAGUUUUUAGUCUGUGUAGUUAAUUUAAUUUGCUCUUUGUGCGGCAGAUCGCUCUGCCUAGAUACUUGAACACUGUGUUUUAUUGUGGUAAUUAUGUUUUGUGACUCAAACUUCUGUGCUGGGUGAUGCACCCGUUGUGAUUGUGGAAGCUAGAAUUCAAUUUGAACUCAGGUUGUUUAUGAGGGGGAAAAAACAAUUGCAUAGAGUAUAGCUCUGUAGUGGAAUACGUCUUCUGUAUAACUAGGCUGUUAACCUAUGAUUGUAAACUAGCUGUAAGGAUUUCCCAGUGAAAUAAAAAUUUUAAAAUGGGGGGAGGUUCUUCAGGAUGCAUAGAUUGAUGGUUUCUCUACUUAAGAAAUGCAGGCAUUUUAGUCUCUACAUAUGCUUUAUAGUCUUAUCUUGUUCAUGUACAUAUAAUCUAUAUAUUAAAGAAAAAGUUCAUAAUCAGACAAGCUUGAAUAUUGUUUUUGCACCAGAGGAACAGUGAGGAAAUUCGGAGCUAUACAUAUGUGCAGAAGGUUACUACCUAUGGUUUAUGCUUAAUUUUAAUUGGGGGAAAAUGCUUAUUGUAAUGGAAUUAAUUUUAUUGAUAAUAAAUUAUACACCACAAAACCGCCAUUGGGCUACUGAACAUUUGUAUCCUUGAAUAAUCUGGAUUUUCCAUCGGGCUGAACAUACACUGUAUAUUUUGCAAUAGUUACCUCAAGGCCUACUGACCAAAUUAUUGUGUUGAGAUAUUUAACUUUUUGCCAAAUAAAAUAUAUUGAUUCUUUUCUA
Molecule: messenger RNA, 2489 nt
Organism: Urocitellus parryii (Arctic ground squirrel)
Lineage: Eukaryota; Metazoa; Chordata; Mammalia; Rodentia; Sciuridae
Gene: Hoxa9
Product: homeobox A9
Biological process (GO): proximal/distal pattern formation; anterior/posterior pattern specification; DNA-templated transcription
Cellular component (GO): nucleus
Molecular function (GO): DNA-binding transcription factor activity, RNA polymerase II-specific; RNA polymerase II cis-regulatory region sequence-specific DNA binding
Source: RefSeq, a predicted model, not a curated record